UCUCCUCAGUUCGCCCACACCUGUCAGACGAGGAAUACAGGUCAACUAAAGAAGAGGUGGACAGGUUUGCAGCAGGUGUGGGCCCAAGAUUACACGCCCGCUUGCAGCAGAGACAAGCAGGCAGCAGGAACUGGCUGGAGGACUGGUGGCUCCACUAUGCCUACCUCAUCUACCGUCAACCGAUUCUACCGACCAUGAACACCGCCGGACCGCACCCACUCAACCUUACCCUGUGGCAACCCUCUGUGGAGAAGGCAUGGGAGUACGGAUCGCUCUACCUCUGGGCCUUCCUCCAGUUCAACCAGCUUGUGAGGGAGGAAAGAUUUAAGCCACACACUUCAAAGGAGGGCCGCCCCCUCAGCAUGGAACAGUUUCGAUGGGUGUUUAACUGUACCCGCAUCCCAGGUCAGGACGCGGACAGCCUGCGCUCGACCUUCAGGACCAAUGCGGAAGGGGGCUGUCCGCUCCACUUGGUCGUGCUGUGUAAGGGUCACGUGUGGGUCAUGCACCCGUGGGACGCCAUGGGCCAGCCCCUCACCCCCCCAGAGUUGGAAUCCCAGCUGGGGGGCAUCUGGGAUAGGUCCGAGGCGCUGGGACCUGGCCCGGGGGUGGCUGCACUCACCUGUGAUACCCGGGAUAGGUGGGCUAAGAAUCGCGACUGGCUCAAAUCUCUCAGUCACACCAACAUGAAAAACUUGGACAUCAUUGAAACAUCAGCCUUUGUGUUUGUUCUGGACGAGACCACACCUGAUAACUUUGACCAGCUGGUGUGGGAGGGGCUGUGUGGUGACCCUGCCAAUCGCUGGGCGGACAAAUCCCUCUCGGCAAUAUUGACACGGAACGGAUUUGGAGUUAUGAACAAUGAUCAUACCCCAUACGAUGCCAUGGUCUCGGUGGUCAUGGGGCACUACCAGCACCUCCUCCUGACCCACAUGGGGGGCCGCGGGGGGGGGCCGGGGGGGGUACGGGGUGGGCUGACUCCCCCGGCCCGCCUGACCUUUGACCUCGACCGGAAGACCCUGGGGGCUGUCGAGGUGGCCAAACGGACCAGCCGGGAGUUUACCAGUGACGUUGUUGCCCGGCCCUUCUUCUUCCGAGAAUAUGGCCGGGAAUUCCUUCGGCCCCACAACCUUCACCCAGACUCCUACGUACAGAUGGCCCUUCAGCUGACCUUCCUGAGGGUGCAUGGGAGACCAGCUCCGACCUACGAGACAGCCUCCACCCGCCAGUUCUACCACGGAAGGACAGAAACGAUCCGCUCCUGUACUACCGAGGCGGUUGACUGGGCCUCUACCAUGCUCAACCAGAAGGCAACGACCUCCGAGAAGCGCCACAAGCUCAUCACUGCUAUCGAGAAACACAACUCCCUCAGAGGCCUUUGCGAAAACAACCAUGGAGUGGAUCGACACCUAUUUGGUCUCUAUAUCAUCGCGCUGGAGGCCGGGGAGGAGGUGCCGGGCCUGUUCACGGACCCUGCCUAUGUUAAGAGUGGUGGAGGCGGGAACUUCCACUUAUCCACCAGUACUGUGGGCUAUACCCCUGUCUUUGGGGGCGUGGCGGCCAUGACCAAGGACGGAUAUGGAUGCUUCUACAACAUGCUGGGUGACAGAUUCACCUUCUUCAUAAGUCACUACAAGUCAUCCACCGUGAGUGACUCUGCCGCAUUCACCCGUGCCCUCACCCGGUCGCUACAGGAGAUGCGGGCCGUUCUGGAGGCUCCCAAGUCAUCCCUCUGAGUCAUCCGGGAGUCAUGGGGUAGUUGUCAGGUCCAGGAGUCAUCGGUAUUGGUGGUUGAGUCGCUGGUCUUGAAAAAUGUGUGAAAAAUUAAGAAAAGUCAUCAUUUUGAGUCACGAGCGAGUCAUUAGUCAUCACUCUGAGUCACCAGUCAUCAGGAGUCAUCAGAGUGAGUCAUUAAGUCCAGUAGUCAUCAGUUUGUUUGUUCGUUGAGUCACUUAAUAGUAACAAAAAGUAGAGUCAUCAUUGUGAGUCACUAGGAGAGUCAUCAGUCAUCACUCUGAGUCACUAUCAGUCAUCAGAGUGAGUCAUUAAGUCCAGUAGUCAUCAAGUUUUGUUCGUUGAGUCACUUAAUAGUAACAAAAAGUAGAGUCAUCAUUGUGAGUCACUAGGAGAGUCAUCAGUCAUCACUCUGAGUCACCAGCAGUCAUCAGAGUUAUUAAGUCCAGGAGUCAUCGAUAUUCCUUGUUGAGUCACCAAAAUGGAAAAAAAAGUCAUCAUUUUGAGUCACUAGGAGAGUCAUCAGUCAUCGGAGAGUCAUAAGGUCCGUGAGUCAUCGAUAUUGCUUGUUAAAAUCACACACAAAAACAAGAAAAAUCAUCACUCUAAGUAGUCAUCAGUGAGUCAUCAAUGAGUCAUUAUAGUUCAAUAGUCAUCACUUUUGUUUGCUAAAGUCACAAAAAUAUAUAUACAAGUCAUCAAUCUGAGUCACUAGCAGAGUCAUCAGUUAGUCUGUCGAGUCACCUAAUCCAGCAGUCAUCCUCUUAGUGGUUAGUCAUCGCUCUGAGUCACCAAACAGUUUUCAAAGUCAUCAGUCAGUCCGUUGAGUCACCCUAUUAGUCGUCAGUCAUCGCUCUGAGUCACCAAACAGUUUUCAAAGUCAUCAGUCAGUCCGUUGAGUCACCAAGUCAUCGCUCUGAGUCACCAAACAGUUUUCAAAGUCAUCAGCCAGUCCGUUGAGUCACCAAUCAUCGCUCUGAGUCACCAAACAGUUUUCAAAGUCAUCAGUCUGUCCGUUGAGUCACCAAGUCAUCGCUGAGUCACCAAACAGUUUUCAGAGUCAUCAGUCAUCAAUGUUUUUCUAUUUCAACAUUUGUCUUUGGUUAGUAAUUCAGAUAUUAGGCCUAUUGUAAGUUAUUUUCUUUUAAGUAUAUAUUUAAAAUUUUUGUUCUGAAGUAUAACAUGUAUUUUAAUAAGUUUUCAUAUAUAUAACUCUUGUUCAAUGUUCUUUUAAUCUCUAGUAUAUAUUUUAAUUAUUUUUCUCGAGAAUAUAUUCAAAUUUUUUUCUCAUAGUAUUUUAAAAAACGCUAAUUUUAAGACAUUAGGUGCAUCAAUGACCUGACCUUCCUCACUUGUAUUUUAAAAACUAACAUUAGGACAUCAGGUUCACAUAAACGACCUGACCUUUUCACCGCAACCCGCCACAAGGUCAGGUCGCCUUCAUGUUAUACAGGCCUAUGGUGUUUCUGGUAUUAAUUCAGCUUCUUUUAAAUAUUUCCUGUUUUUUUGAUUCUCUGUAAAACGCAAAGGAGAGAAAUUGAUUGAAGUGUAACAUAUGUGUGUCUGGCUUGCACACACACACACACACACACUCACACGCACUCACACACUCUUGUUAUGUAGCUUUGUAGUGCUGUUCUGUAAUGUUAAGAACAGACUAAGCACUUUCGGGUUUUAAAUUGUCCGCUAUCAGUAAGCUUGGGUGAUUUGCACGGAAGGCGGAAGAUUGGGUUUUAAAUCGAUCUAUAAUUCACAAUCUUCUAAGGAUAUAUCGGACUUCUAUUUCCUUCUCUUCUCCUAAGUCCCAUCCGCUAUCAAUAAGCUUGGGUGAUUUGCAGGGAAGGUGGAAGAUUGGGUUUAAAAUCGAUGUAUAAUCCUCAAUCUUCUAAGGGCAUGAAAAUAGGGAUAUCGGAUUUCAAUUUCCUUCUCUCCUCCUAAGUCCCAUCCGCUAUCAGUAAGCUUGGGUGAUUUACAGGAAAAGCGGAACAUUGGGUUUAAAAUCGAUGUAUAAUCCUCAAUCUUCUAAGGGCAUGAAAAUAGGGACAUAUCGGAUUUCAAUUUCCUUCUCUCCUCCCAAGUCCCAUCCGCUAUCAGUAAGCUUGGAUGAUUUGCAGGGAAGGCGGAUCAUUUGAUAGAUAACCAACCCCAAUUCAACUGUUCCGACACACUUUCUAUGAGGGGUUACGUGAAUCCUUGUGGUCUUAAUAGGCAGGGCUGGGUAUGAAAAUGCUCGUAAAUAAUUAGACCCAAUUUUAAGACAUUUUUACGAGGAGUUUUUGAAUUGUUGUGGUUUUAAAAGGCAAGGCAGUAAAGUUUAGGGAGACUUAGGAAGCACUACAGCCCUUUCUGCCUUCAAUGUCCGCUCUUGAAGCAUGGUGUCCCUUCCCUUCCAUCCGCUGUCCACUCUUGAGGCGCCAACGAUGUCCCUCCCCUUCCCUGUCCACUCAAAUGCCCGUAAACAAUUCUAGAACCUUUAAAAACACAUUGAUGCAAAAAUUAUCCGAAUCCUUUAAGUUUUAUCAAUAUUCCCCUCCCUUCCCUGCCCACUCAAAUGCCCGUAAACAAUUCUAUACCCUUAUAAAACACAUUGAUGCAAAAAUUAUCCGAAUUCUUGAAGUUUUAUCAAUGUUCCCUUUCCUUCCCUGCCCACUCAAUUGAUCUUUAACAAUUCUAUACCCUUUAAAAACACAUUGAUGCGAAAAUUACCCAAUUCUCGACAUUUCAUCAAUAUCUUUCACCCCCAAAGCGCUCGGUCAAAUGUUAUUGCUAGUCUGUUUGUUACCCAUAGAACACGACAAUGCAAUUAGAUUAUAAGACAUUCUAUACAGUUUUUCCAAGCCAAGGAGAGAAAUAAAGCUUAAAAAAUCAAA
Eriocheir sinensis (Chinese mitten crab) is the source of this 4604-nucleotide messenger RNA. Its product is annotated as peroxisomal carnitine O-octanoyltransferase-like. Lineage: Eukaryota; Metazoa; Arthropoda; Malacostraca; Decapoda; Varunidae. The transcript is spliced from 16 exons. Gene Ontology annotation, cellular component: peroxisome. Gene Ontology annotation, molecular function: carnitine O-octanoyltransferase activity. The record is from RefSeq and is a predicted model, not a curated record. Bases 195 to 1736 code for a protein of 513 amino acids.